This is a messenger RNA of Dreissena polymorpha, 1761 nucleotides long. Its product is annotated as threonine synthase-like 2. Gene Ontology annotation, molecular function: pyridoxal phosphate binding. The transcript has 10 exons. The coding region runs from base 178 to 1641 and encodes 487 amino acids. The record is from RefSeq and is a predicted model, not a curated record. Gene Ontology annotation, biological process: 2-oxobutyrate biosynthetic process; dephosphorylation. Lineage: Eukaryota; Metazoa; Mollusca; Bivalvia; Myida; Dreissenidae.
UGUGUUUCCAACAGCAGUUAACACCCUUGUUAUGUUUACCGUUUUCUGUAAUCAAACCUAUCUUAAUCGACAUACGUGAUAGAGAAAUUAAACUAGCACACUUUAUCUGUAGGCCUAGCGUUUAGUUGUAUCAGAUUGCUGGUCUUGACCAAGGAUAGAUAUCAAGGUCUCUUAACCAUGAAAUACAGUAGCACAAGGGGUGGCGUCAGCGACGUUACGUUUGAAGAGGCCUUGUUUACCGGAUAUGCGGCUGACGGCGGGAUUCUGCUUCCGGUGAGUAUUCCAACCGUGAACAAGGCGACGCUGGAAAAGUGGAGGGAGCUUUCGUUUCAAGACCUGGCGACUGAGAUUGUUUCUCUCUUCAUUUCUGAAACAGAGAUUCCGAAGGAGGAUCUUCAAUGCCUGAUAAAGAAUGCGUACGCAUCUUUCUCCGUUCCGGAAGUAGCGCCGGUCGCUAGACUGAAGGAUGACGUCACAAUUCUGGAACUUUUUCACGGGAAGACGUGGUCAUUUAAAGACGUUGCCAUGUCGUGCGUGGGGCAGUUCUAUGACUAUUUCUGUUCAAAGAGAAAACAACAUUACACUAUUGUCGUGGGUACUUCCGGUGACACCGGAAGUUCCGCCAUCGAGGCUGUUCGGGGGUUGGAGUGGGUGGACAUAGUGGUGUUGCUGCCCAGGGGGCGCUGUGCAAAGGUCCAGGAGCUACAGAUGACCACCGUGCUCGAGGACAACGUACACGUGUUCAGAGUGGACGGUACCUCGGACGACACGGACCUCGCCAUUAAGCCGCUGUUCAUGGACGCGGAGUUUCGAACACGCCACCGCCUGACCAGCAUCAACUCGAUCAACUGGUGUCGGAUCAUGGUGCAGGUCGUGCACUACUUCUACGCGUAUUUUCAGAUGAGCAGUGACGUAGACUCACCAGUAGAGAUUGUGGUACCAACUGGUGCCUGUGGAAACGUCACAGCUGGCUGCAUCGCCAGCAAGAUGGGUCUGCCUGUGCGGCUCGUGUGCGCGGUCACGUGCAACGACAUAGUGUCACGUGCGCUGUCGAGUGGAGACUACAGCGUCUCGCAGACGGUCACGCCGACACUGGCGCCCGCUAUGGAUAUUCAGGUUCCAUAUAACAUGGAGCGGAUCUGGUAUAUAUUCAUCUUUAGGUUCCAUAUAACAUGGAGCGGAUCUGGUAUAUAUUCGCUGACGGUGACACGGCACUUAAUCAACAAGUUAAUGUCGGAGUUCGAGUCUACCGGAAGUGUGCAAGUUCCGGAAGCUCUAGCCAAUAAGAUAUCAGCUGUGAUAACAGACGCGCACGUGGUCAGUGACGACACUGUGACGUCAACAAUGGCACGGGUCUGGGCAGACAACUCAUACCUGGUGUGUCCUCACACCGCCAUCGCCGUGGCGUACAGCCUCGAGAACAGAUCGAAGGGUGAAUCAAUCCCCAGAAUCUGCAUUGCCACUGCGUCGCCGGCCAAGUUCAAGGAGGCGGUGGACGCAGCCGGUAUCCCAUGGCAACAGGACGAGCGCGUGAGCAGACUGAUUUCACUUCCGGUGAGAUAUGAGGACAUGGAGCGGAAUGAGGACUGGUCUGAUAUACUUCGAAAGAAAAUCGUCGCUAUCAACACUCCGAAAUGUUAGAAUAAAACAAUUAUAUGCAUUAAACAUGCUAAAUUGUUAAUUACUUCUGCAAUAUGUUAUAUGUUGUUGAAAUUCCUUAACAUGUUGUAAAGUCUAUACAAAUAAAACGUUCAACAUUUA